Messenger RNA from Enterospora canceri, 1407 nucleotides. The record is from the annotation of a GenBank genome assembly. Lineage: Eukaryota; Fungi; Microsporidia; Enterocytozoonidae.
AUGCUGUUUAGUCCACGUGUUUUACAGCUGCUCUAUCAAUUCAAAGAAGGAGAUGACAAUUUACCAGGUGAAGACUUGUUGGCUGAUUUAUUGGACAACAAGACAACAAUCAACAUGAAGUUACUCUACAAAGUGUUGUACAGUUUCAAGAAACUAAACCUGCGACUGACAGUUGAUGAACUGAAUGAAGCUGGAAUCAAACUCAGCAAGUUGAAGAAAAACACUUCGAUAGUUGAACAGUUUGCAAAUGAAAUGGAAGAAAAUGAAAAUUUUAAACAGGUAUCAGUAAUUGAAGGGGAUAGAGAACACAGGCUGUAUAUUUCCAGUGAUGAAAUAGAGAAACUCUACAUUAGAAAACUAGAAAAGUUGAUUCUAGUCAAUUUCGUAAGAAGAAAGACAAAAAUAGAUGAUAAAAUGGUAGAUGUAUGCUACUGCAAGAAGAGUAAAACAGGAAACAUCGCAUACAAACCAACUGAAUUCGGAUACAAAAACAAAGUUGAUUUUAUUUCAAAAUUACCUGAGGAAAAUGAAGUUGGUGGAGCUGAUUUACCAAAUGAACAAGAUAUCAAUAUCACAGAAUCAAUGAUAGGGAAGGUGGCAUCAAGUAAUACAACUAUUAAGGUGAUGAUAAAACAGAAGAAACAACAAAUCAAACUGAAUACUGCUGAAGACAGAGAAUUGAUCAGGAAGAGAAAACAGGAGGAAAAAGAAGAACUAAAGCGAAUAAAACAAGAAGCACUAGAAGCAAAAAGGGAACAAGUGAGAAAAAUGAAAGAAGAAAGAGAAGCUAAAAGAAGAGAGUUUUAUGAAAAUAAGGAAAAGGCUAAGGUAGAGAAAAAGCAGAACAAAUCAAAAUCAGGUAUUAAAUUGGACAGUUUCAUUCGUGAAAUUGAAAAAGAGGAAUCCAACACAGAUGAAAGUGUGGUAUCUGUUAAGUUUGAGAAUAAGGAUUACACGCCUAACAACUACACGUAUGUCUACAACAAGAAUAACCUGAUCAAAAAGACACUCAGAAUCAAUAACAAAGCCAAAAACCCAAUAACCUACCAGUACAUCGAAUUUCCAUACGUUGAUGGAAAAAGAAGACCACUUAUCAAACCGAGACAGGAAAACUACAGAUAUUUCAUAAGAGAGACUGCUGAAUCAAUCAACUAUUCCUGGGUAGUUGAUUCAACUCAACGUAUCCCUGAAGUAAUGGAUUAUGAUGAAGAAUCCAUCAUAUCAGAAGAAUCAACAACAACAAUCAAAACAGAAGAAGAACUCUCUCUUGGUGAUGAACCAAAUGCACUAUUUGAUGACAAAAUGUUUGUCAAUGAUUCUAAUGAGGCGGAAGAAAUCACUGCGGUAGUAAAGAACUGGAAUCAACCUGAAUUCAAAUCAGAGGUUGUUAAAAUCACCAAAUUAUGA